Acanthoscelides obtectus is the source of this 805-nucleotide messenger RNA. NCBI's taxonomy places the organism in Eukaryota, Metazoa, Arthropoda, Insecta, Coleoptera, Chrysomelidae. The record is from the annotation of a GenBank genome assembly.
CUUGGGGCCUGAACUGUCAACUUUGACAUCUAAGUGUCAUGUCAGUGUAUAUGUUUUGUGUGCCAUGUCUUAACCUAAUUUUUUUACUGAAAAAUUAAAAAUAUCGUUUCAAAAUGAGCAUAAUCGGCCAAGUUCUAAAAAAUGUUUACCCAGCUGUUGCUAGAAGUGUUAGUCACCUACAAUUGAACCUAGCAACCCGUUCAUCCAGUUACAAAAGCUCCAUAUCACUCGAUAAAUUGUACCCAACUAGCAGUUUAAAAUUGACUACUCCUCCGCCUCCCCCUCCAAAUGAUAAGGGAUUCAAUGGAUAUAUUCCUGUAGAUGAACUCGAAAUAACUUACAGUAAAAGUACAGGGCCUGGAGGGCAAAAUGUAAAUAAAGUUAAUACUAAAGUAGACGUGAGAUUCAACGUGGAUAAAGUCAAAUGGCUUAGCGAGGAAGUCAAACAGAAGCUGGCAAAUAAUUAUAGAUCAAAGAUAACAAAAGAUGGAUACUUGAUUUUUAAGUCUGAUUUGACAAGAUCACAACAACUAAAUCUGGCAGAUUGUUUGGAAAAAAUAAGGAGUUGUGUUAGAAAUGUUUUGGUAGAAAAGAAAGAACCAUCUCCAGAAACUGAAGAAAGAAUCCGCCGAAGAUUAGAAAAAGCGGCAAGGGAAAGACUAGCCUUCAAAAGACAUAGGUCAGAAGUAAAAAAUGACAGAAGGGCUAAUAUUAUUGUAUAGAUAAUGUAGAUAUAUAAUAAUUACAAUACAAUUUACAAACUAGCUAGUCUUUCAAUCCAGUUGACACCAUAAUCUAGACAUAA